AUGACAGACUCACUAAUAGAUGACGAGGUUUCUUCAGAUUUCCCUGUGGAAAGCCAUCCCAAACAGAGUUCCCAAUACGGUGCAGAUAAAGCCAAUGAUUUGGAGAGUCAAAUUAGUCAGAUCCUAGAAAUGGAGCCUAUUUCACUAAUAGACUCCAAUAAAAAAGCACAUGAUGAAAUUCCGGAUAAAUUUUCAGGAUGGGGUUUGACUUCUGUUAUCGGAUGUGCUUUCUUCAAUUUCAAUACUUGGGGUGCUAACUCUGCUUACGCUUUGUACUUACAGCAUUAUCUAAGUAACAAUACUUUUAAAGGUGCCGACAAAUAUUCAUAUUCUACAAUUGGUGGUUUGGCCUUUGGCACCGGCCUUAUCUUUUCACCGAUAAUUAACUACAUAAUUGGUAUAGUUGGUAUUAAACCGACAAUAUUCUUUGGAAUUAUAGUUUAUUUUGCUGCAGUUAUGAUGGCAUCAUUUGCUACUCGGUUGUGGGAACUCUAUCUGACGCAAGGGUGUCUUGCUGGAGUAGGUAUGGCGUUUAUAUGUGUCGCUAAUAUUAAUAUCUUGCCGCAGUGGUUCAAAGGUGGUAAAGGUGGUAAGAGAAAUUUGGCAAUGGGCAUCCAAGCUGCCGGAUCUGGUGCAGGGGGUAUUGUUUAUAACUUAGGUAUGCAACAGCUAUUAAAAAAUAAAUCGUAUCACUGGUCGUUAAGAGCACAGGCAAUCAUGUGUAUAGGGCUAAAUUUGAUUUCACUUUUACUUGUUAAAUCGAGAAAUGACAAUAUUAAGCCUGUUUUUAAAGUUUACGAUAGGCUAAUCUGGACUAACUUCGGUUGUCUUUUACUUAUUCUUUGGGUCAUGUUUACACUUUUGGGUUAUGUCACGAUGAUGUAUAACUUGGGUGAUUUCACAAAAUCACUGGGCUAUUCUUCACAACAGGGCUCUAUUGUCUCGAGUAUGAUAUCCGUAGGUAUCAUCUACGGUAGACCCAUAGUUGGUUGGAUAGGUGAUCUGAUUGGGCCCGUUAAUGUUACGAUUAUUGCAUCGUGGUUAGUUGCUUUAUUUUCUUUGGCUAUGUGGAUUCCAUGUAGAAAUUAUGCAACAGCCAUUGUGUUUGCACUGUUUGUUGGUUCAUUGAUGGGUACAAUUUGGUUGACCGCACCAACUAUGAAUGCACAAAUUGUUGGGCUCAAAAAAUUUGGAAUUGCAAUGUCUAUUAACUGGAUCUCAGUUGGUGUCUUUGGUUUGGUAUCGCCUAUUAUUGGCAUUGCACUAAAGAAAGAUGGACCUGUAUCACCAACCCAAUACCAGCCUGCAUCGAUAUUUGUGGGGUUAUGCUAUUUCAUGGCAGGUGUCGUAUUGAUGGUGGUGAGAGGCUGGUUGAUUGCCAGAAAUACGCAUGUUCUUGAUGAAAAGCUAUGCCAGAAUGAAGAUGAUCUACUAAAGGUUAAAGUUGGGUUUUCUGAAACCAUUAGGUCAAUGUUUCUAAAAGAAAGGGUAUAA
This is a messenger RNA of Pichia kudriavzevii, 1494 nucleotides long. RefSeq lists its product as uncharacterized. Gene Ontology annotation, biological process: transmembrane transport. NCBI's taxonomy places the organism in Eukaryota, Fungi, Ascomycota, Pichiomycetes, Pichiales, Pichiaceae. Bases 1 to 1494 code for a protein of 497 amino acids. The record is from RefSeq and is a predicted model, not a curated record. Gene Ontology annotation, molecular function: transmembrane transporter activity. The transcript has a single exon.